ACUUCUCAAUUAAUAUGCAGUGAUCAGCAGACGACAGUGCUCCCUGACGCUGGGAUUUCGCUCAGAACAGAAGCUACCACGCUAUGAGUAAAGGAGAAAACUCUAGGGCUCAUUGGAACUUCAAUAAAGAAAAAGGCCUAGUUGAUAUAUUGAAUGAGCACAAUCAUCAAAGGUUCCGAGGGCAAAAUGGAUGGGCGGCCGAAGGGUGGAAGAGCAUUGUGAAGAGUUUUAAUGAAAAGUUUCCAUCUGAUCGGUUUACAAAGGGCCAAAUACAAGAAAAGGAGAAAGAGCUUAAAGCAAACUACAAGGCAAUCCGUGAUGGAAAAAAGAAAAGUGGUGCAGGAUGGAAUGAAUCUUUGUGCAUGAUUAAUGCUGAGCCAGUAAUAUGGGAAAAGCUUAUCCAUGAUAUUCCAAGGCUGAAGAAAUUCCAAGCAAAAUCAUUCCCUUUGUUUUAUGAACUGGAAAAACUGCAUGAAGGAAGCAUUGCUACAGGUGAUUUAAACUUCACAUCAGCUGAACCAGCACCCCAACCAACUGAACAUGUUAGCACUAUUGAUAUUGAUGCUCAUGAUUCUCACCUUAACCCUUUCCUUGCAAAUGUGGAUGAUCACAUGCCAUCUAGUGGACCCAUAGACAUAGAUGAGAUAGAAACACCAUCUUCAUCUUGCUCUAAAAAUCUUGAAAAUAGGAUUGGGAAGAAAAGAAAGCUCAGUAUUGCUGGAGUUUUACAAAACUAUGUGGACAUUAGGGCAAAUGAAACAAAAAUAUUUAUGAAUGAACUCAAUGAGACAACUAAGGAAGCAGAUGACUAUUCUAUCAAGCGGUGUCUAGAUCUUUUAGAAUCAAUUGAAGAACUUUCAGAUGAGGAAAAGGCACAAGCAACAAAUGUGCUGAAGUGUGAGGUCAACAGAGAAAUUUUCAUGAACUUCAAGAUUCCAAAGGUUCGUUUGUUAUGGGUCAAAGGCGAAAUCUCUCCCAAGGUCUAAUCUACAUUGUAUCGUGGUUGCUGGUGGUGUUUACAAGCUGAUGGCUGCAGAUGGUGCUUCAUUUUUGGCUUCUUUGUAUCUAGUUUUGAGACAUUGUAGUGAAGGUUGACAUGAGAAACUCUUGUAUGAACUUUGGAAUGGUUAUCUCUGGACUGCCUUGUGACAAUUUACCUUUUUAUGUACUUCGGAUUUAUAUGGAAUAUUUUUGUUUGAUGCAUGUACUUCGGAUUUGUAUGAAUAUUUUUAUCCUUGCUAAUAAUUUUAUGUAUUGCCGCAACAA
Molecule: messenger RNA, 1266 nt
Organism: Zea mays
Lineage: Eukaryota; Viridiplantae; Streptophyta; Magnoliopsida; Poales; Poaceae
Product: L10-interacting MYB domain-containing protein
Exons: 5
Coding region: 84-986 (300 amino acids)
Source: RefSeq, a predicted model, not a curated record